This is a messenger RNA of Nelumbo nucifera (sacred lotus), 1732 nucleotides long. Its product is annotated as MAR-binding filament-like protein. Lineage: Eukaryota; Viridiplantae; Streptophyta; Magnoliopsida; Proteales; Nelumbonaceae. The record is from RefSeq and is a predicted model, not a curated record.
ACGAUCGUUCUCAAUACACUCAGUUCUCACAAACAGAAAUGAUAAAACCGAAAAACGACACAGACCUCCCAUUGGAAAGAGGUCGUCCCUACGCGCUACAGCUCAACUCCGUCGUCCAUGUCUGACUCUGACUCUCAACACUCUCCAAAUCACAAUAAAUGGUAUUAGAUCUGGUGGUCGUUGGGUUGGUUUAGGACACAGCUCAGCCCAAGGUGGUGGAGAGAGAGAUACAGAGGGAGAACAACUGCCCAACGGAAGGUAUAGGCAUGCCGACCGUUGCCUCUCUCCUAUCUUCUCAUCCCUCUCCUUCUCAUAUCCUCUCUUCCUAUCGCCCUCGUUCUAUAUCAAUCUUCUCGCCCUCUCAAUUCCGACCAACAAAUAACCCCAGAAAGCUACGGCCCCUCGUGCUCGCUUCGUCGACAUCCUCUUUCGAUGAGCUCAACGCCAAAGGCAAAUCUGAUGCCGCCAAUGUUUCAAAGAAAUCAUUUUUGUCCAAUCUUAUACAAGAUAUAGAGCCUUUGGAUGUAACCCUUCUUCAAAAGGAUGUUCCACCCAAUACUGUAGAUGCCAUGAAGAGAACUAUAUCAGGCAUGUUGGGCUUACUUCCUUCUGACCAGUUUCAAGUCUUGAUUGAAGCUUUCUGGGAGCCCCUCUCCAAGUUGUUGGUUUCUUCUAUGAUGACCGGGUAUACACUGAGGAAUGCUGAAUAUAGACUUUGCCUUGAAAAGAACCUUGAUAUAAAUGCAGAGGAUUUUGGAAAACAAAGGCUAGAGAAUGCUAAACCUGAUGACCAUGGGAUGUCAGUUGAUGGUAGCCCAAGAAUAUUUGAGUUUUCUGGGAAAAAUGAUAUAUUGCCCAAAUAUGAAAGAAGUGAUGAAUAUCCCUCAUAUGGGAGCAAGAGUUUUCAUGACCUUGGGGAAAUAACCCCUGAGGCUCGAGAAUAUAUUCUUCAUUUGCAAUCUCGUUUGUCUUCUGCCAAGAAGGAACUAUCUGAAGUUAAAAGGAAAAAUGCAGCCCUUCAAAUGCAACAGUUUGUUGGGGAAGAGAAGAAUGACUUAUUGGACUACCUGAGAUCUCUGCAACCAGAAAAGGUGGCUGAGCUGUCAGAACCAGCAUCCCCUGAAUUGCAAGAAACCAUUCAUAGUGUCGUACAUGGGCUCCUUGCAACCCUUUCUCCUAGGAUGCAUUCUAAGACUUCUCUCUCUGAUAACACAUCAACUAGAAUCAUGAACAUUGCAGCAGAAGAAGAUUGUACUGAACUUGUUGAGAACACUUCCAUCCAAUUCCAGCCCAUCAUUUCAGUCACUCGGGAUUACCUUGCUCGCCUGCUUUUCUGGUGCAUGCUACUAGGACACUACCUCAGAGGUCUUGAGUACCGGUUGGAGCUGAUGGAACUGCUGACCUUGUCUAGUGAUGUGGAAUCCAAUGAUGCUUCAAAUGGUGAGCUAGUUGCUUAGGAGUUCUUAUUCUUGUUGGCAUGAAGAAAAUCAAUGUACAGGAACAGCUACGUUGAGGUCUCUUGGCAAUUUUGGAUUAUGAUUUAUGGGAAUUCAUGGUUCCUCCUAAGAUACUGAGGCAGGUUUUUUAAGACCUGUGUCACAAUAAUCCAUAGCUGAGGUUCCCAAGUUCCUUUGCGAGUAAAGCUUGAAAUGUAGGCCUAAGAAAUGCUGUUUUUUAUAGCUUCAUCAUGUAAUUUUUGUUUAUGCAUGCAACUAGCUUCUAGAUGUUUAAA